AUCCCCAGCCCAUACUCAGUCACACUGUGCAAGGACUAGCCCAUAUACCACACCGCCAGCAUGUGCGACAUGGGGGGGCUGGACAACCUGGUGGCCAACACGGCCUACCUGAAGGCCCAGGAAGGGGAUGACAAGGAGAUGAAAAAGAGAAGGCGCAGCCUGUCACUGCCCAAGCUAGAGCAGAGCAGUGCCAUCCGCAAGUCAAUAGAGAAGGACUUUGAGUCGCUCUGUGAGAAACAACCAUUGGGUAAGACAUUCUUCCGUCAGUUUCUCCUAGCCUCCAAGCCUGAGUAUGUUGCAGCAGCAGAGUUUCUGGACGAGCUUCAGGACUGGGAACUGGCAGUGGGGGGAGCCAAAGACAAGAACCGUCAGAACAUCAUCAACAAGUUCUGUAAGGCUGACUCCAAAAGCUUCCUUUCCUAUCUGACCAGGGAUGUGGCCGAGAAGUGUAAGGCUGUUUCAGACAAGGACUUUGAGGAAGUCAUGGUGGAUAAGGUGAGAGAUGCCACACGGGACUUCCUGAAGGCCAAGCCCUUCACAGAGUACCAGACCAGUCCCUUUUUUGAAAAGUUCUUACAAUGGAAGGAGUAUGAAAAACAGAAAAUCACAGAAAGGUAUUUCUAUGAGUUCAGGACCCUAGGGAAGGGAGGCUUUGGUGAGGUGUGUGCAGUGCAGGUUAAAAACACAGGCCAGAUGUACGCCUGCAAGAAGCUGAACAAGAAGCGCUUGAAAAAGAAGAACGGAGAAGGCAUGGCCCUGCUGGAGAAGCAGAUCCUGGAGAAGGUCAACAGCUCGUUCAUCGUCAACCUGGCCUACGCUUACGAGACAGACACUCACCUGUGCUUGGUCAUGAAUCUGAUGACUGGAGGAGACCUCAAGUACCACAUCUAUAACAUGGGGGAGAAGGGCCUCCACAUGGAACGAGUCAUCUACUACACGGCACAGAUCACCACGGGCAUCAUGCACCUGCAUGCCAUGCACAUAGUGUACAGAGACAUGAAACCGGAGAAUGUGCUUCUGGACAGCUUUGGACAGUGUCGUCUGUCUGACCUGGGUCUGGCUGUAGAGCUGCCUGGAAAGAAGACCAUCUGCCAGAAGGCUGGCACCAGUGGCUAUAUGGCUCCAGAGAUUCUAAAGCAGGAGUCCUACCGCACCUCUGUGGACUGGUGGGCGCUGGGCUGCAGUAUCUAUGAGAUGGUGGCUGCCCGCCUGCCCUUCAAGGACUACAAGGAGAAGGUGCAAAUGGAGGAGGUGGCUCGCCGCACUCUGGAGGACCAGUGCAUGUACAACCACAAACACUUUGACCCCCCAACCAAAAACAUCAUCCAUCUCUUAAUCAAGAAAAAAGUUGAAGAGCGUCUUGGGUGCAGAGGUGACGACCCACGGCAGCACGAGUUCUUCAAGUCCAUCAACUUCCCCCGUCUGGAAGCAGGGCUGAUCGACCCCCCCUGGGUGCCCAAGCCCAACGUGGUCUACGCCAAGGACAGCACAACCAUCGGGGACUUCUCCCAAGUCAAGGGCAUUGAGUUUGAAGCCAAAGAUGAGAAAUUCUUCAGAGAGUUCAGCACAGGGGCUGUGUCUAUUCCCUGGCAACAGGAGAUGCUGGACAGCAAACUGUUUGAUGAACUGAAUGACCCAAACAGGAAAGAGUCAUCGGCUGAAUUUGACAAUGCCGAUGGGAAGAAAUCCAAAUCGUGCACACUUUUGUAAAAGCCAAUCUAGUUGUUAGUGUGAAAUAAAAGAGAUGGGGUGCAAUAAGAUCAAUAUUUAACAAUAAGAAUUCUCAAUAUUAAUCACAACUGCACUUUAUUGAUGUUUCGAGGAUCAAGAUGUGCCUGUUGGUCUCAUGUAUGAAGGCACUAGGACAAGAUACACAGGAGGGCUUUGCUGUCGGCUGCUGAACUAGCAGUUUACGACCACAUGGUGGUGCUACAUAUCCUUAAGCUAGUAGAGGUGGAUGGUCCCACACUAUCCAUCAAGAUGAGCUGUCUGGAAUUGCAUUAAAUGUUUGGAAGGAUCUGAUGUAUGUGUUGGUGUGGAUCACAUACUAACAACUCCCAGGUGAGAUUCCAACAUUGACAUUCUAACAGUUCUUCUACGUCCCAUGUGUUAGUAUUUGGCCCCAUACCACUCUGAACACAAUGAAAUCCUAAAAUAGAGCCCACGUUUCUCUGUAAGUAUGGAUCUCAUAAUGUUCGUGUCUUAAAUAUGUAAUGUCUUAAAUACGCUGCACCUCAGUCAUUUUAUUUAUUGAAGUGCAAGCAUUGAUUAAAAUGCAUUCAAUAUUAUGUAACUGUCACCUAUGUUGCUUGUUCCAAAUGUAUGUUAAAAAGGGAUCUCAUUAAUCUAAUGUACAUGACAUUUAUUGCUGUUUCUUGCAAGCCAAUUUGUACAUGUUUACAUAUGAUAGUAAGUUUUUCAUGUUCCUUUUUUAGUGAGUCUAUCUGAAUGGAAUGACUCACUAAACUAUAUUUAAUUAAAACUAGACUAUAUGUAAUUAAUUGAUUAUGAUAUAAUUGUGAAAUUGUAUCAUUUGAUAAAAUGUUGGAACUUUGU
This is a messenger RNA of Osmerus eperlanus (European smelt), 2556 nucleotides long. It is a transcript of the gene grk7b, whose product is annotated as G protein-coupled receptor kinase 7b. The transcript is spliced from 4 exons. Gene Ontology annotation, molecular function: ATP binding; rhodopsin kinase activity. The coding region runs from base 61 to 1710 and encodes 549 amino acids. Gene Ontology annotation, cellular component: cytoplasm. The record is from RefSeq and is a predicted model, not a curated record. Gene Ontology annotation, biological process: regulation of signal transduction; signal transduction; protein phosphorylation. NCBI's taxonomy places the organism in Eukaryota, Metazoa, Chordata, Actinopteri, Osmeriformes, Osmeridae.